This is a messenger RNA of Arctia plantaginis, 240 nucleotides long. Lineage: Eukaryota; Metazoa; Arthropoda; Insecta; Lepidoptera; Erebidae. The record is from the annotation of a GenBank genome assembly.
AUGCCAGCUGCACCGGGAACAGCUGGGCGAGCAGAUGCAGGGCGCGGGGCACGCACGCUUUGUUUGAUAAAGUUUAUUCGGGGAAAUAAAACUGUUAGCCGCGAUUGCGCGAGUUGCGGGGUUGAGGGGUGCGCGCGGGGGCGACUGGACCAGCCCGGCCGGCAGCUGCGACGCAUCUGCCGCGCUCACCUGAACCUUUACUACAUGCCCCGUCUCAAGGUGCCGACGUCGUGUAAUUAA